Molecule: messenger RNA, 1999 nt
Organism: Colossoma macropomum (tambaqui)
Lineage: Eukaryota; Metazoa; Chordata; Actinopteri; Characiformes; Serrasalmidae
Exons: 7
Coding region: 83-1321 (412 amino acids)
Source: RefSeq, a predicted model, not a curated record
AAAAUCUCGGCAGUGAGCACACAGUGCCUCACAUCACGAAGAAGCACCAAGCUCUGCAAGACAGAACUCCUACAGAACUACAAUGGCUCAGAGCAAAGAACUUGUGUCGACCAAUGAAGAAUGGAACCCAGUGUUCACUGAGGAGCUCCUCCCAUGUUCUCAGAAGGUCUCACUGCUGUACCACCUCUCCUACCUGUGUUUGGGUAAAUUCUCUAACUGUGAGCGGCUGCUCAGGAUGAGAGUGCUGGAAACCCAACUUCUCUUUGUAUCCUCCGAGGCUGUCCUACUGAAGUGUUUGGGCACCAGUCAGAACUUAGUUUCAGCCCUGUUUCCAAUGCUGAAGCUUGCUGUUGAAAAAGAUAAACCAGAGAUAGCUAAGAAUUACCUGGAGAAGGCGAGAACUUGGAUCGAGGAAAAUAUUCAAGAAGUGAACCGGAUAAUAGAAAGAUACGAUCUACUCAACAAAAACUUGGCCCUAAGUACCCUUGACAUCAACGCUGAAAAGACAGAGAUGGAAAAAAAGUCUGCUCAGCUGCUCCAGGAGAAUGAAGAAAUAAAGAAAACGCUAAAGACCCUUGAAGAGAUGCUGGAAGAAACCAAUGAAAAGCUGACAGAAACCGAGAAAACGAUUGGUGACAAAAAUCUCGAGCUGCAAAAUCUUGUCAAACAUUUUGUAAGCUUCAGUAAACAAGGACACAAGCGCUUUGAACAGCUAUCUGCUUCCGUGCCGUUCACUAUUGAGUGCAGCAGUGCUUUGGCAACUUCUCCUGGUGCUGUUGAGAAAAUCAACACUCUCCAAUCUGAAGUGAACCGCCUCGCUUCUGAAAAGGCCACUCUGAGUCAGAAACAAUGGGACAUACAGGUCCAGAUAACGGAUUGGCAAAUGAAGCUGGCCAAACAGAAGAUUGACCAAGAUUCCAUCCCCGAUGAAGUCCACCUUGGAAAAGUUCAGCACAAUCUGUCUCUUAUGCAGCAAAUUUUUAAUAAGCUUGGGAAAUUUUGGGAAAAGGUGCACAAGAACUUGGGCAUAAUCAAAGACAAGACCGUUGAAGAUUUUGUUGACCCUGACCUAAAAGAAGGUUUUUUGAUGAUAAUAGAAAAAGCCUUGGAGAUUUGGGGACGUUUUGGUGGCUCCUUUGGUAAAGGUGCUCAGAUAUUCAGAGCGCAGUCCAGGGAUGCCUACCACUACCUGGAGAUCGACCCAUCCUCCCUCUCAGAGGAGGAGUGGCAGAAAGAAUACGACAGUGUGAAAAAUCAGCUGAGGGAAAUUAAAGUGUUCAGCGGGGAGUACGACAGCAACCAAAUCACCCAAGCAGAGUGAUGUAUAUACUAAUGCACAUCUCUUUACGAUACUGUUGGUAGAGCUAGUCAGUUAUUGUGAUUAUCAAUAGUAACAGUGUGUUACAGUUACUUGUUGGUUCUUUCCGUAAUCAUAAUUAUUCCUUCUUUAAAGAUAAUCAUGUUUGAUGUAGUGCAAAAGUGCCGUCACUCCCUUUUACUGUUUACGUGUACGCUCCUAGCUUUGUUUUUAGCAUCACUUCAUCAUAGAUGAACAGUAAUACGGUUAUUUAGCCUUAACAAGCCAGUAGUUGGCUGCUCAUUAGUCCAUUAUUAUUAUUAUUAUAUGUAUAUUUUUUUGGAUUUUUCCCCAAUUUUCUCCCCAAUCACUGGACAGCUGAACGUGCUCAGAGGAAAACACUAACCACCAGAUCUGUUACAUCAGCUAACAGACACCUAUGAUGACUAGCAUUGCGCUGAGUGUUGGGGUGAGGGGGGGGCAUCCUACCCACCCAGAGAUCGUGGCCAAUUGUGCUGUCUUGGACUCCUGGCCACGAAUGGCUGUAGCAUCACCAGGGUCCUUUAUAAAGCAAUAACUAGUGUGAAUUUUCCAGGAAACUGCUAUUUGUAUAUUAUACAUCAUAGUGUUUUGCACAGCAUGUAAGGGGACCAUUAUUAUGCCCUACAAAUCCUUAUCAUAGCUGGUAACAAAAUGUACCAA